Messenger RNA from Opisthocomus hoazin, 1098 nucleotides. Its product is annotated as taste receptor type 2 member 9. Lineage: Eukaryota; Metazoa; Chordata; Aves; Opisthocomiformes; Opisthocomidae. The record is from RefSeq and is a predicted model, not a curated record. Gene Ontology annotation, biological process: sensory perception of taste; detection of chemical stimulus involved in sensory perception of bitter taste; G protein-coupled receptor signaling pathway. Gene Ontology annotation, cellular component: membrane. Gene Ontology annotation, molecular function: bitter taste receptor activity; G protein-coupled receptor activity.
AUGCGGCUGCAGACAGAGGAAGAAGGAGAUACUCAGCAGGGAGCUCCCUCGCUGGGCUUUGCAGCCUGCCAGCCAUCUUUCCUCCCAGCCUACGAGACCCCGCAGUCGGGCGCUGCAAUAAGUCAGAGGCAGCAGCACCGCAGUCCCCACCACCAGCAGCUCUAUAAAGCUCCUGUUCCCGUACGCGACACUCGGGACACAGCUGCUGCCAACCUGCGCGAAGCAUCGGUGCAGCAGCUCACCUUGCUGGCACAGCACCGCUACCCACCUUGGAGGAUGCAAGCCUGUUACUCCCAACAUCUAUUUAAUGCCACUUUAUACGACGCCAUAGCUACGGCCAUCAUCACACUUCAGGCAUUUGCUGGCAUGUGGAUAAACGCUUUCAUUGUUUCUGUGCUUUGUAUUGCUUGGGUCAAAAAGAAAAGCUUUAACUCCAACGAGAAGAUCUUGCUGUUUCUGGGCUGCGUCAGGUUCUGGUAUUUGUGCAUCACAGGGCUAUAUUUUGUUCUUUCAACAUUUUAUGCUCGCUGCUUUUAUGUUUACCCCAUACCACAAAUAUUUGUAACUAUUCAAAGCUUUUUAAAUUCCUCAAACUUGUGGGUUUCUGCCUGUCUCUGUGUCUUUUAUUGUAUAAAAAUUGCAAAUUUCAGGCACCGCUUCUUCAUCUACCUGAAAGUGAAAAUUGACAGGAUCGUGCCACGGCUGUUGGAGGGGUUCGUGCUUUUAUCCCUGGUCUUCUGCAUAUUUGUCUACGACAUAACUGCUAAAGCGUAUAAUGACAACUUCAAUUCCACCAGCCUGGGAAAUUUCUGGAGACAGGAUAUCAGAAUAGAUAAAUAUUUUUUCCCUGUUUUUUUUCUCACUGGCUUUGUUUAUGCCAUUGCAUUCACGGCAGUAAUCUCUUCUGCCCUGCUCCUCCUCUUUUCUCUCUGGAGACACCAGCGCAAGAUGCAGACAAACUCAGUGAAGAAUCUCAGCACCGAUGCCCAUGUCAAAGCCAUGAAAUCUAUUCUCUUGUCCAUUUUAAUUUUCACCUCUGUCCUCUGGAGGAGCAAGAGUGAGGGUGCCACGGCCAAGCCACCACUGCAGAUUACCUAA